AUGAGGAAACCCUUCUCACCAUCCAUCUCCCGAUCCCUCCUUCACCCGAUCCAUCGAUCCGUUCUACUCUCUUCCCCCAAAGUAAUCUCUCCUCUCUAUCCUUCCUCCAACGCUAGCAGAACUAUAACAAAGAUCGAUAACCGCCAAUUCUUCUCUUUACCGGACAUAAGUAAACUAGCCAACCUAGUACCAUCCGAUACUGACCCAUCUUCCACCGAUGGCCAACAACGAUUCCACACUCGUAAAAUCUUACCUUAUUCUCCUGAACAGCUUUACCAUUUAGUAUCAGACGUCAAGUUUUAUUCUUCUUUCAUACCGUUUUGCGUCGCAUCGAAUGUUCUACCUACUCCCAGUGGGAAAUCAGAAGAAAUGAAUAUGAAGAAAGAUAAACCUUUCGAUAUGGACGUUGAGCUCGUAGUGGGGUUUGGUGGUAUGGAAGAAAGGUUUAUUUCCAAAGUUUCCGGAAGACCAUUUGAGAGUAUUACGGCAACAGCAGCAGAUCAAUCACCUUUAUUCCAUAGUCUCAGCGCGACUUGGUCUUUCUCACCUGCUUCUCCUCUCUCACCACAUCUUUCCACUUCUCCGCCUCCCUCUGAACACCCCUCUACCUCCUCGGACCCCUCAUCUCAAUCAAGACCUACACUCCUCAGUAUAGAUUUAGCAUUCUCAUUCACAAACCCAUUACAUCGUAUUGCCUCUCAAGCUGUCUUACCUAAAGUCAGUGAGAAGAUGGUUGAAGCUUUCGAAAGACGUUGUAUGGAAGUUUAUGGUCCAGGAGUAUCGUAG
This is a messenger RNA of Tremella mesenterica DSM 1558, 786 nucleotides long. RefSeq lists its product as uncharacterized. The coding region runs from base 1 to 786 and encodes 261 amino acids. Gene Ontology annotation, molecular function: ubiquinone binding. The record is from RefSeq and is a predicted model, not a curated record. Gene Ontology annotation, cellular component: mitochondrion. Lineage: Eukaryota; Fungi; Basidiomycota; Tremellomycetes; Tremellales; Tremellaceae. The transcript has 4 exons. Gene Ontology annotation, biological process: ubiquinone biosynthetic process; cellular respiration.